CUAAGCACGAACAAUCCAGUUGCGCAGCAAGAUCUCAACUGGCCUAUUGUUCAUCAUGUUACUGGAAGAUCAAAGAUUCAUCCACGAGGAUUUGGAGAGGCUCGAGCAGGGGAUCAGCGAUCGCGUUUCUGAAGAACCCCGAAACAUUCGGGAACGCUUGAAUCGCGACCACGAAAUCGCCGGCUUUUUAACGCGCAUUGAGGAGCAGUCGCAAAGACUCCUCGACAUCUACAAAGAUGCAGAAGGACUGAGAGAGAAAGAGAUACAGGCUAUCUCAACGGGUGAUCCAUUCGAAGAGUUCUACAAGCGUCUGGACGAGAUCAAGGACUUCCACAGACGAUACCCGAACGAGCCAGUGGAAAAUUUGGAACGGGCUUACAAGAGGCGGCAACCAGGAGAAGAAAAUGGGUUCGGGUCUGGGGUUGAGAACAUGUUCACUGGAGAAGAAGCCUUUGGUCAGUUUCUGGAUCUGACUGAAAACCACGAGGAAUACCUAAAUUUGCCGGGCGUUAAGCGUCUUACUUAUAUACAAUACCUCGACGUGUUCGAUGCUUUUACUCCGCCGAAGCUCCCCGUCAAACGAAGCAACAAAGUGUCAGAUAGGUACUUUAAGUACGUGGGCGGCCUGGCAAGUUACUUGGAGAGUUUUAUUAAGCGAGUGCGCCCCCUUCAGGACCUCGACAAGCUUUUUGCCAGCUUUGAUGAGGAGUUUGACAAGCAAUGGAAUGCCAACGAGAUUCCUGGUUGGGGCGAAGAGAAGCCAGCGGAUGGCGCCCAGGGACCGAAGACCGAAGGCACUGGAGAAGGAAUAUGGUGCGCAGAUUGCGAAAAGGAGUUUAAGAACGAGAACGUCUACAGAAAUCACCUCACUGGCAAGAAACACAUUCGAGCAGCAGAGGCUCGAAAGUCUCAAGGACCCGGCGACGCAAAGGUUGUCUCUAGUGGUGUUGUAAACUCUGCCGCGCAGAGAUUGAAAGAGAGGGCAAUUGCGGAGCGUGAGCACCGUAUCCGGUCCUUGGCCCAGGCUCUCGACUCGGAGCGACAAGCGACACGAGUCAAUGUGGAGCGGAAGCAAGGUAUGACCGAGCGUGAGCGCCAGAUGGAACUCGAAGCUUUGUUCGCAGAGUCGGAGCAAACUGGGCGUCGAGAAGACGAGUCAGACGAGGAAGCUGAUGAGAAGAUUUAUAACCCCCUGAAGUUACCGCUGGCUUGGGAUGGCAAACCCAUUCCUUACUGGCUCUAUAAGCUCCAUGGUCUUGGGGUCGAGUUUCCCUGCGAGAUUUGUGGAAAUUUCGUAUACAUGGGUCGACGUGCCUUCGACAAGCAUUUCUCAGAAGCUCGACACAUCUAUGGGCUCAAAUGUCUUGGAAUCACAUCGCAGACCAAUCUUUUCCGCGAGAUUACUAGGAUCGAAGAUGCUAUUCAGUUGUGGGAGAAGCUAGAACAGAAUCGAAAGAAAGAAAGAGACUCCCGUGAGAAUGUGGUACAAAUGGAAGAUGCUGAAGGCAAUGUCAUGCCUGAAAGAAUCUAUCUUGAUCUUCAGAAGCAAGGUAUUCUUUGAGAGACGACUCCCUCUCCGCUUUCAACCGUGUAAGCUGUGUUUACUGUUGGCGGAUAUGGAUCUUAGGCACUGGGACGGAGUUUGGCGAUCAUGGUCUUUGGACAAGGUGGCGCUUGUCAUGCUGCGCACUGAAAGCAUGUUACGAUUGCGACCAACGCAGUCGCCUUUUCAGUAAUGUAUUCUAUCUACUUACAUGAAUGCAGAAAUGCUGCUAUCCCGAAAUUAGACAGCUACAAAAAUGAUCUAGACCGG
Molecule: messenger RNA, 1813 nt
Organism: Paecilomyces variotii
Lineage: Eukaryota; Fungi; Ascomycota; Eurotiomycetes; Eurotiales; Thermoascaceae
Exons: 3
Coding region: 56-1561 (501 amino acids)
Biological process (GO): mRNA splicing, via spliceosome
Cellular component (GO): nucleus; spliceosomal complex
Molecular function (GO): zinc ion binding; RNA binding
Source: RefSeq, a predicted model, not a curated record